Messenger RNA from Rhodofomes roseus, 2022 nucleotides. RefSeq lists its product as uncharacterized. Bases 137 to 1825 code for a protein of 562 amino acids. NCBI's taxonomy places the organism in Eukaryota, Fungi, Basidiomycota, Agaricomycetes, Polyporales, Fomitopsidaceae. The record is from RefSeq and is a predicted model, not a curated record. The transcript is spliced from 8 exons.
GUCGAGUGACGCCUUCGAUUUUUGCGUUACACCGCAUCCAUUAACACCGCCCUCCCCGCUCCCCCUGCUUUCUGACGUGCCACCCGAGCAUAUCAGCCCCGUCCAGAACCCACCCCCUCGAGAAACGCUGCCAAACAUGUCCGACACCCCAACUACCCCGACCAUUCGCAUCGUACCUGGCGCUCCCCCGCCGGCACCACUGACCAAGUCGCAAAAGAGAAAGAAGUCCAAGCCUGCGAAGAAGACGCCUGAACACGACGAUGUCGUUCUGCCUGAUACGACGUCUGCUGCCCUCACGGAGAAGGCCCCGACAGAGGUCGACGUGAAGGAGGGUUCGGUCGCGCCGGAGCUAGCAGUCCAGCCGGAGGUACCGCAAGCUCAGACACCGGUGGAGGACCCGUCGCUGAAAGCAACUCCGAUCGUCGACAUGCUCAACAAGCGAUUGAAGCAGAUACAAAAGAAGAUGUUGCGAAUCGAACAAUAUUCGACUCUACCACCCGACAAGCUCAAUGACGACCAGAGGCGAUUACUGACGACCCUCCCAAGUCUGGAGGCGACACGGAAGGAGCUGGAGGAUGUAAAGAAAGUCAUUGUUAUACACGAGGCGGAGGUCGCUCAAGAGCUGGCAGUGAAGCAGGAAGAGGCCGCCAGAAUUGAGAGGGAACGUUUGACCGAGGCUGCUGCCGCUGCACAGGCCGCGCAUCGGCAGAAGACCGCCGACCUCAUCCAUUUCCUGCGCCUGAGAGACCUCCUCUCGCAAGGUCACGCAGCAGUCACCAACCUCGGCAUUGAACAGUCUGAGGGCACGGCGAUCUACCAUGUCACUGAUACGUUGUUCAGUGAUGAGAGCGAGGCCCGCUUGGAGAUCAUCAGUAGCUUCAUAUCCGGCGAGGGUGAAGUCCAUGGAGUCCCAUACUCCCGCCUUGUCGAAAUCACACAGCUCUUCUUGAACCCUCCCGCACCGGAGGAGCCGCCAGUUGAAGAGACCCCGGACGUCGCUCCGGAGGUCCCCGAGCCUGUGGAUGCUCCCGUUAUCGGACUUCCGACCAUUAGUGUUGCCCCUGCUGGUGGUUUCCACUUCAUGCAGGAAGACGAGCUGGAGCCAGCCGUCGAACCCGAGCUUGUGCAAGAGGAAGCUGUCGUUGUCGAAGAACCUGCGCAAGUGGAAGUCGUCGAGACUCUGGUCGAGGCAGAGGUCAACGGUUAUGUUGUUGUAGAGGAAUCUGUCACUGUCGCCUCGACGACAGAGGUCCCUGAAACCCCUGCGGCGAACGGUGUAAUUAAUUGGGCAGAUGAAGACGAACAGGGUCUUCCGUCCAUAGGCAGUCUACACGCUCAGUUCGGUACUGCGGGUGAUGCCACACCUGCGCCUGAAGUUCUCCCUGUAGAGCGUAGCGGGCCUCCAUCACCUAGGCCGAAUGGCGUGCAGACGAACGGCCAUGCUCAUCAUGCGGAAGACGAUGGUUUCACGUCCAUGCGGGCCCGUGGUCGCGGUGGUCGCGGCUUCCGGGGCGAGCAUGGUGGCUUCCGAGGAGGUCGUGGUGGUGAACGCGGUGGCUUCCGUGGUGGUGAGCGCGAUGGUUUCCGUGGUGGCGAACGCGAUGGCUUCCGUGGUGGCGAACGUGAUGGUUUCCGUGGUGGUGAACGCGGUGGCCCCCGUGGAGGGUAUCGCGGCGGUGACCGUGGUGGUUUCCGGGGCAAGCCGCACGGGGAGUGGAGAGGGGGCUCUGACGGCGAACAUCGCGGGCGUGGGCGUGGACGGGGACGGGGACGCGGUUUCCACGACGCUCGAGGCGGCUCUCCUGCGACUGUACCCCCGGCAUAAGCUGUACGAAUGCUAGCUGCUGUGAAGAAAAUGAGCCUUGUACCUGCUGUAUCUGCUACCUUCUUGUGGUGACAUAAAGCGACCGUUCUGCCCUUGUGCUUGUCUUGAUAGGGUGCUCUGCUCAGUCCUCAUCUGUAAAUAUCUCUGUUGCAAAAUCUCCUUUGUGCAAUGCAAUACAGUACCGCCUUCGCUCCGCC